This is a messenger RNA of Lathyrus oleraceus (garden pea), 1197 nucleotides long. Its product is annotated as transcription factor bHLH18. Lineage: Eukaryota; Viridiplantae; Streptophyta; Magnoliopsida; Fabales; Fabaceae. The transcript has 4 exons. Bases 130 to 1014 code for a protein of 294 amino acids. The record is from RefSeq and is a predicted model, not a curated record. Gene Ontology annotation, molecular function: protein dimerization activity.
GAUCUUAUCCCAAAAAAAAGUUCAUUGGUUGGUCUGUUAAAGCAAAAAGCAUCACAUUCCAUAUUUAGUAUUAUAAUAUGUGUGUCAUUGUUUUCUUAUUACGAUAUAGUUCUCACAAGUUUUCUUUGGAUGGAAGAUGUAUGGCAAACAUGGAUUUCUUCUUUGGAAAUGGAUGGUCACUCGUUGGAUGAAGAUAGGUUUGAUAUAGAGAAUGUGCAAGAACCAAGUUGUUUCAUUUCUCAAGAAUAUUAUGAUGCUAAUUCACAACAAACACCAUCUCAAUACCUUAUGUCUUUUGAAAACUCAUCUAUGGAACCUUCUUCUAAUAGUGCCAUGGCUACAUGUUCUUCCAUCAUGGAUCUAAAAACAACAGCAUUGAAUCACAGUGAGAGUAGUGAGUUACCAAAAGUAAUUAAGAAAACAAACAAGAAUCGUAGAACUUCAUCUGAGAUACAAGAUCAUAUCAUGGCUGAGAGAAAAAGGAGACAAGUUAUUAGUGAGAGGUUCAUAGCACUUUCUGCCACCAUUCCUGGAUUGAAGAAGACAGAUAAGAUCUACAUACUUGAAGAAACUAUCAAUUAUGUGAAACAACUUCAAGAGAAAAUAAAAGAGCUGGACAAUCAAAACACAAUGAAAAAUAAAGAUUCAGAGAUACUCAUCAAGAAAUCUCAAGCUUGCACAAAAGAGAAUGAUAAUGAUGAGCAUAAAGAUUAUUCCAAGAAAGAACUACCUAAGGUUAAAGCAAGAGUGAUAAAUAAGGAAGUUAUGAUUGGAAUCCAUUGUGAGAAACAAAAGAAUAUUAUGGUCAAAAUAAUGGGCUUGCUUCAAAGUCUUCAUCUAUCACUUGCUAGUAGUAGCAUAUUGCCAUUUGGAACUUCCACUCUUAAAGUUACAAUCAUUGCUCAGAUGAAUGAUAAAUAUUGCAUGAACGUGACUGAUCUAGUUAAAAAUCUGAGGCAUGAUCUUUCCGAAUUACGUGACAACCAGAAUAAUAUUUUUGAGAGGACUACAUAGAAACUCCAAUAUGUUAUUGUUUGUUUUGGCUUUAAAGUUUGUUGAAAACUGUAUUUGGUUUCUUUCAUUAAAUUAAAGAUAUUGAUGAGUAUUUGUUUGUAAUGAGAAGGAGAGAUGUACUUUGAAAGGUUUGGUGAGCUUAUGAUGUAGAAAACCAUAUUGAAAAUGUUAUGCUUUUUUUAA